Messenger RNA from Solenopsis invicta (red fire ant), 3294 nucleotides. RefSeq names its product cytochrome P450 4C1. The record is from RefSeq and is a predicted model, not a curated record. The transcript has 12 exons. The coding region runs from base 377 to 1909 and encodes 510 amino acids. Lineage: Eukaryota; Metazoa; Arthropoda; Insecta; Hymenoptera; Formicidae. Gene Ontology annotation, molecular function: oxidoreductase activity, acting on paired donors, with incorporation or reduction of molecular oxygen; monooxygenase activity; heme binding.
CAACAACUCUCGUAAGUUUCGCAUCUCUAGUGCGCAGCGAACAACAGUUCCAGUCGGACUGUUAUUCACAGACGCUCUUCGUUUAUGUGUGUUCUAACGAAUUUUUACUCACAUCUCUUCCGCUGAAUACUACUCUGUCGCCCGUCAAACGUAAUCUGUCUCAUCAAAUGCCACUGGAAUUAUAAACUAUUAUCUAUUAUACAGCAUUUAAUAUUAUUGAACACAAUAAAAUUUAAAUGUACAUCAUAAAACGUAAAUCGUAAUAAAUAUCCAAGUUGCAAUAUUUAAUCGAGUGUCAAAGGUGCUAAUGAAAUAUCGGAGUGCUAUAGAAAGAUUGACUCUUCUUAUGUAAUAUACGUGUUCGCAGAUUACGAAAAUGGAUUUUAUCUCUUUGGCACUGUUCACUCUUUGCGUUAUUGUGAUUUUCCGAGUUUUAUUGAUGGUGCAUUAUCAAUAUGUUGUACGACAAAAACUUAAAAAUGUUCCCCAAGUUGAUAGUUUUCCUUUUGGUUCGACAUUGGAGACAAUUAGUAUGCCGCCAGAAGAACGCUUAAAAAUGGAUUUAAAGAAUAUGGAGAAGACGUGCAAAGAAGGUAUAUACAUACAAUGGAUGGGAGGCAAGCCGUUUAUUGCCGUGUUUAAGCCAGAAUAUUUAGAGCGUAUUUUGCCCAGCACCGUAAAUAUCUCAAAAGGGUCGCAUUAUGAUAUGUUAGAAUCUUGGUUGGGCAAGGGACUUUUAAUAUCUACAGGUAAACAAUGGUUUCACGAUAGAAAACUCAUCGGGACAACAUUCCAUUUUAGUAUAUUAGAAAAAUUUGCUGUGGUCAUGACCGAAAAAGCACAAAUUUUAAUAAAGAUUCUUCAAAAAAAAAUGGACGAAAAUCCAGGGAAGCCCAUUGAUAUUUUCCCUCUUCUUAUCAACGCAACUCUUGAUGUUAUCUGCGAAACGGCAAUGGGUAUGGAUUUACGUGCUCAAGAAGUCCAAUCCAAAUAUACAACAGCAGUACAAGAAAUAGCCGAGUUAAUAAUCAAGCGAGCUUAUCAACCGUGGGUUUGGGCUGACUGGAUAUAUUAUUUAACGCCUGCAGGAAGACAGUAUAAAUCAGCUCUUAAAAUAGUGCAUGGAUUUGCGAAUGAGGUGAUAGAAAAGAAAAAGCGUGAACGACAAUCAAAAACUAACGAUACGGAACUUGAAAAUAAUGAUGAAUUUGACAUAGGUAAGAAAAAGAGGGUAGCGUUCUUAGAUCUAUUAUUAGAGCAAAAUUCAAAAGACGACACCCCUAUGACUGAUGAAGAGUUAAGAUCGCAAGUGGACACGAUUAUGUUUGCGGGACAUGAUACAACUUCGGCUGCUAUAAGCUGGACACUCUUUCUCUUGGGCAAUAAUCUCGAGCAUCAGGAAAAAGUUCAUCAAGAACUCGAAGAGGUUUUCGGAGAUUCGGAUGCACCAGCCAGUGUAAAGCAGCUACCGCAAUUGAAGUAUCUCGACAGAGUUAUAAAGGAGACGCUUCGAAUAUUUCCGAGUGCACCUGGAAUCUCGAGGGAACUAGUAGAAGACGUACAAUUGGAUGAUAUUACUAUUCCGAAAGAUCAUUCAGUCCUAGUGCAAAUAUUGCUUACACAUCGAAAUCCAGAAGUUUGGCCGGAUCCAUUAAAGUUCGAUCCAGAUCGCUUCCUUCCAGAGAAUGCGAAGGAUAGAAGUCCAUAUGCUUACAUUCCGUUCAGCGCUGGACCGAGAAACUGUAUAGGCAUGAGAUUCGCUCAACAGGAACAGAAACUCUUACUGGUUGCUAUUCUCAGAAAGUGGAGGGUAAAAAGCGUGAAAACAUUGGACACGAUCCGAUACGGUGAUUUUAUCGUUUUGCGACCCUCCGAAGAAUUGCUCAUACAUUUCAUACCCAAAAAAUGAUCGGUUUACCAGCAAAUAUAUGCUUUUUAUAAUGUGAUUUUUAUAACUUUUUCUUAUUAAUCUUUUACGUAUAUAUGCUUACACCUAUAUGCACGUAUAUGCUAUAUUUGCCUAAAUAUCACAAAAAUCGAAUUGAGAUAUCGGUAUCUAUUAAUGCAAUCAUGUUUUGAUAAUAACAAUACGUUAAAAUUGUUGUUUAAAAUUUGGGAUCUUGCCUUGCAGGCAGAAUAUUUUAAGCUAAAAUAGUUUUGAUGAUAAAUGCAAUACAAACAACAGAUUCGUAUUUUUUGCAAUAUGACGACAAACAUUAUUAAAUAUUUAAAGUUAAAACAUGUUAUAAUUAAAUGUAGAAAGGUAAUAUAAAACUGAUUAUUAAUUAAUGCCCCUAUCUUUAGAAUUAUAGUUAUUUUAUGAUUUUUAAUAACUUGUAUUGAGGAUAAUCCAAACUAUAGGAUCAAAAAGUCUACAUUAUUAAUUUUAUUGAAUAAUAAAGUUAAAUGUUGUACAACCAGAGUUAGCUCUAAUAUUUUGACAUUAUUCUUAUAAAUUUAAUUCUCUAAACCUUGUACUAUUAAGAAGAUGCUAAAGUAACCGAAAAACUUUCUCGACGUCGUACUGCAAUUAUUUUUCAAGGAAGACCAGGCUAUCGCUCUUUCUCCAAUGCAUAGCUCUGUCUUUGUUUUUCGAUUAUUUCGUCAUUUACGAAAAGACCUGUCAACUAUUAUUGGGCACCAUACUACUCUGUAUAUGACAGUUUAGCUUUGCUAAGCAAAAUAUGCAUAUGAUAAAAGCACUUUAUUUGAUCUUUUUUGUUAGGUGUUUAAUCGUAAUUUAAUCGUAAUUUCACAUGGUCAAUGUUAUUCGUACAUGUUUUCUGAAGGGUGCUAUACUAUCAUUUUAUAUCUAUAAGCUACACAGCUUCGGUAUUAAGAUAAAGUUAACUUCAGAUGGAGGCUAUACGAGGGAAUUUUUAAUGAUUUGUUCAAUUUCUGUUCAAUUUUCUUGUAAAAUUGACCUUAGCAUUUUUUCUUUUCACGCGUAUUUCAAUUCUAGAAAAAUGUGAUUCUGUAACGUCAAUUCAAAAAGAUUUAGAGCACUGUAAAUGUUGGUAAUUCACGGUACUUUAGCAUCUACUAAGUUGCUUAUUUACCAAAUAUUUGUGCGAGCGUGCGUGCGUGCGUGCGCGCGCGCGUGCGUGCGUGCGUGCAUAUGUGUGUGUGUAUGUGUGUGUGUGUGUGUGUGUGUGUGUGUACGCUGAAUCCUUUUGCCGUUAAAAUAAUAUUAAAAAAUGUUAAAUCAUUGAUUGUCAGUAGUUAACACAUUCCGAUAAUAAUUUAAGGAUAAGUUCUAUUUUUUUGGUAAAAAAAAUAAAUUUUUUAAAAUCA